AAGGCCACUCCUUUUCUCCUUUGUAAGCUUAUCUUCUCUGCAACAAGCGGCCGGGAAGGGAGGAGAAAAAAUGGUUUCGCUAAAGCUCCAGAAGCGGCUCGCCGCCAGUGUCCUCAAGUGCGGGAAAGGCAAGGUCUGGCUCGAUCCCAAUGAGGUCAACGAAAUCUCCAUGGCGAACUCUCGCCAAAAUAUUAGGAAGUUGGUCAAGGAUGGUUUCGUCAUCAGGAAGCCAACCAAGAUCCACUCCCGUUCUCGAGCACGCCGUAUGAAAGAGGCUAAGAGAAAGGGUCGACACUCUGGAUAUGGUAAGAGAAAGGGUACCAGGGAGGCAAGGUUGCCGACCAAGAUCCUCUGGAUGCGGAGAAUGCGUGUUCUCAGGAGAUUGCUCCGCAAAUAUAGAGAAUCCAAGAAGAUCGACAAGCAUAUGUAUCAUGACAUGUACAUGAAAGUUAAGGGUAAUGUCUUUAAGAACAAGCGUGUGUUGAUGGAGAGCAUCCACAAGUCGAAGGCCGAGAAGGCAAGAGAGAAGACAUUGUCAGACCAAUUCGAGGCUAAGAGGGCCAAGAACAAAGCCAGCAGGGAAAGGAAGUUUGCUCGUAGGGAGGAACGAUUGGCACAGGGACCUGGGGAGAAACAACCACCCGCGACAUCGGCAGCCCAACCUGCUGCUCAAUCUACUCAGCCAUCGAAGAAAUCGAAGAAGUGAGAAUUUUACAAAGGAGCAUCAUAGGGGAAGGUUUACUUCUGAUGGCACCAUUAUUCUAGAGUAGUAGUGUUUUGAGGAGGGCUUUUGCAGCUUUUUUGUUCAGUUUGGACCUUGUUACUUCAUCAUGUCGAAGACACCAAGGAUUUUAAGCCUGGUAAUUUUGUUAGUUUA
This is a messenger RNA of Cucurbita pepo subsp. pepo (vegetable marrow), 877 nucleotides long. NCBI's taxonomy places the organism in Eukaryota, Viridiplantae, Streptophyta, Magnoliopsida, Cucurbitales, Cucurbitaceae. The record is from RefSeq and is a predicted model, not a curated record.